Messenger RNA from Anthostomella pinea, 2886 nucleotides. The record is from the annotation of a GenBank genome assembly. NCBI's taxonomy places the organism in Eukaryota, Fungi, Ascomycota, Sordariomycetes, Xylariales, Xylariaceae.
AUGGAGCAGAAGUCCAAGUGGACGGGCGUGGCUGUCCGCAAGACCUUCUUCGAGUUCUUCGAGCAGCGAGGCCACACAAUCGUGCCCUCAUCGUCGGUCGUUCCUCACAAUGACCCCACCUUGCUCUUCACCAAUGCGGGCAUGAACCAGUUCAAGCCCAUAUUCCUCGGCACCAUUGCGAGUACGGAUGACAUUUCAAAGCUGAAGCGAGCCGUCGAUACUCAAAAGUGCAUCCGUGCCGGCGGGAAGCACAACGACCUUGACGAUGUUGGAAAAGACAGCUAUCACCACACUUUCUUUGAAAUGUUGGGCAACUGGUCCUUCGGCGACUACUUCAAGAAGGAGGCCAUCGAGUGGUCAUGGGAACUCCUGACCAAGGUCUACGGACUGGACCCCGGCAGACUCUACGUCACAUAUUUCGAAGGCGACUCUAAGAUGGGCCUCGAACCCGACCUGGAGGCGAAAGAGCUAUGGGCGUCCGUCGGCGUGCCAGAAGACCACAUUCUGCCAGGAAACAUGAAGGACAACUUCUGGGAGAUGGGUGACCAGGGCCCCUGCGGUCCUUGUAGUGAGGUCCACUACGACAAGGUCGGCGGCGGCCGGAACGCUGCCCAUCUGGUCAACCAGGACGACCCCCUAGUUGUGGAGGUCUGGAAUAACGUUUUCAUGCAAUACGACCGACAGAAGGACAAGUCACUAAAGUCUUUACCUGCCAAGCAUAUCGAUACGGGUAUGGGUUUCGAGCGACUUGUAUCCGCGCUUCAGGAUAAGUCUUCGAAUUAUGCCACCGACAUCUUCACGCCGCUCUUCGAUAAAAUCCAGGAGGUAACGGGAGCGCGGCCGUACACCGACAAGUACGGAAAGGAUGACACAGACGGCAUCGACACCGCAUACCGUGUCAUCGCCGACCACAUCCGAUUGCUUACGUUCUCUAUUUCAGACGGCGCCGUGCCGAACAAUGAGGGUAGAGGAUAUGUUGUGCGCCGUGUGCUUCGGAGAGGCUCUCGUUACGCCAGAAAAUACUUCAACGCGGAGAUUGGUUCUUUUUUCUCCAAGAUCCUACCCGCGCUCGUUGAACAGAUGGGCGAGCAGUUUCCCGAGAUUGUGAAGAAGCAGCAAGACGUCAGGGAAAUACUGGAUGAAGAAGAAGAGGCAUUCGCGAGAACUCUAGACCGAGGAGAGAGGCAAUUCGAAAAGUACGCUGCCCAGGCGGUGAGCAACGGAUCAAAGAAGCUUUCUGGAGCAGACGUAUGGCGCCUAUACGACACUUUCGGGUUCCCUGAGGACCUCACGAAGCUUAUGGCCGAGGAAAGAGGGCUCACGAUGGAUGAGGGUGAGAUUGCAGUUGCACGGGAAAAGGCUCGCGAGGCCAGCAAGGCUGUCAAGGAAUCGGUUCAGACCUUUGCGAAGCUUAAUGUGCACCAGCUUGCAGAGCUGAAAGACAAGCUGCAAGUGCCGGUUCCUAACGACGAGCCUAAGUUCUUCAAGGGUGAUACGACUGGCAAGGUGCAGUUGAUCUACACUGGGACUGAGUUCUUGAAAUCAAGCAAAGACCUCCCCCCAAAUACCCCCUUUGGACUUUUACUUGACAAGACCAACUUCUACGCCGAGCAGGGUGGUCAGGUGACAGAUACAGGCAGAAUUGUCAUUGACGAUGUUGCCGAGUUCGAGGUCCGUGAUGUCCAGCAAUUCGGUGGCUACAUCGUCCACAACGGAUUCCUGAAGUACGGUGAGCUCACAGCUGGCGUUGAGGUCAUCUGCGAGUACGACGAGUUGCGGAGACACCCCAUUCGCAACAACCACACUGGAACACACAUCCUCAAUCACUCAUUACGGGAAGUUCUGGGCGAUGAUAUCAACCAGAAGGGCUCUCUGGUGGAUCAAGAUAAGCUACGGUUCGACUUCUCACAUAAAGCUGGCGUCACCAUCCCCGAGCUGAAGAAGAUCGAACACAUGUCGAACGAGUACAUCCGGCAAAACUGCAAGAUUUACUCAAAAGACGUCGAACUUGAUUUGGCCAAGAAGAUCAACGGUGUUCGUGCCGUCUUUGGCGAGACGUACCCGAACCCGGUGCGGGUUGUCUCAGUCGGCAUCGAUGUCGACAUGCUACUAGAGACACCCGAGAAUCCCGAAUGGCGGAAAGUCAGCGUGGAAUUCUGCGGUGGCACUCACGUGGAUCAGACGGGUAUCAUAAAGGAUAUGGUCAUUGUGGAGGAAAGUGGUAUUGCCAAAGGUAUACGACGUAUCGUUGCUUACACCGGAGAAGCCGCCCACCGUGUCCAGCGCGAUGCAGACGAGUUUUCGAAGCGUAUCUCCGUCAUUGAGGCACUGCCAUUCGGUCCGGAGAAGGAAUCGGAAGUCAAGCAGUGCACGGUAGAUCUCAACAACCUGGUCGUCUCGACUCUCACGAAGGAGGAGCUCAAGACACGUUUCGCGAAGGUCACCAAGUCCGUCCUGGACGAACAGAAGAAACGUCAGAAGGCUGAGAGCAAGACCGCCCUGGAUGCCGUCACGGGGCACUUCGCAAAGGACGAGAACAAGGAGGCCAAGUACUUUAUUGGACACUUGCCCAUCUCUGCCAACACGAAGGCGGUCGCGGACGUCAUGAACCACUUCAAGAGCAAGGACAAGGAGAGGUCCGUGUACCUCUUUGGUGGCAGCAAGGACGAGGGUGCCGUCGUCCACGGUGUCUACGUUGGCACGGGUCUCGCUUCGCAAGGCGUGACUGCCGAGAAGUGGGCUGCCGCGGUCAGCGAGGUCGUGGGAGGCAAGUCUGGCGGUAAGGAGCCUACUCGGCAGGGCCAGGGCACCAACGCCGAGAAGAUCGAUGAGGCUGUUGAUAUUGCGGGGAAGUGGUUGGCUGAGAAGUUGAAGAUCUCGGAAUGA